Messenger RNA from Megalops cyprinoides (Indo-Pacific tarpon), 375 nucleotides. It is a transcript of the gene igf3, whose product is annotated as insulin-like growth factor 3. Lineage: Eukaryota; Metazoa; Chordata; Actinopteri; Elopiformes; Megalopidae. Gene Ontology annotation, molecular function: hormone activity. The record is from RefSeq and is a predicted model, not a curated record. The transcript is spliced from 4 exons. Gene Ontology annotation, cellular component: extracellular region. The coding region runs from base 1 to 375 and encodes 124 amino acids.
AUGCAUUCGUCUGAGCAGCUCGCGCACAACCCAUCUACAAGAGGCUGCCUGCUGAAGGUGUGCUGGUGGCGGCAUGUCUGCGUGCUGUACCCUGUGCUGUGCCUCGUCACCCUUCCCGAAAAAGCUGAGACGCUCAAAGCUCGCUGCGGCCGCGAGCUGGUGGCAGAUCUGGAGUUCGUCUGUGGAGACAGAGGAUUCUACCGAGGGAAGGUGGCAGGGCUGAGGAGCGGCACGCGUCUGAAAGGGAAAGGCAUCGUGGAGCAGUGCUGUCUGCGUGGCUGCGACCUCCAGCACUUAGAAGCCUACUGCGCCAAGCCACGCCGGAGCAGGAGACACACCUCCCUCGCACCAUACCCAACAGUGGGAGAGGGAUAG